AUGGGGUGGACUCUGCUUUUACUAUGGGUAUUUCUGGGGGGUGCAAUUGCCAACAUCCCACACUAUCAGCUGAAAAGUGCUACCAAGAUUCCGCCCGAAUGGACUAGGCAUAGGCGAGCUCACCCGGACGAGAUGGUUGAUGUAUCAAUUGGGCUCGUCCAGAAUCGAUUGCCUGAGCUCGAAGAGAGGCUCCUACAAGUCUCUGACCCUUCUCAUCCGGAUUAUGGAAGACAUCUCUCAGCCCAAGAAGUCCAGCACCUCAUACGGCCUGCGCCAGAGUCGAUUCUCAAGAUCCAAGCCUGGCUGGAUGAACUAGAACCCCUUAGAGGGGCCAACAUCACAAUAUCGCAUGCGGGUGACUGGCUAGAUCUUGCUAUGCCUGUCUCGUGUCUUGAGCGGCUACUCAAAAACGAAUACUGGGUCUUCGAGCAGCCGGUGUCUGGGAUUCGAGCGAUUCGCUCACACGAAUGGUCUCUACCUGCUGACUUGAUGGAUGUGGUCGAUGUGAUUACACCGACCAACGUUUUUAUUCACCCGACCGUCCAAUUUCGAUUGGGCGCACCUCCAGCCUGGGAAGAGGAAGGUCAUCUGCCGACGUAUCAAGACCUCAUCGAUGAAGAUCUAUUGGAUCGCGGCAAACUGGAGAUUCCGACCCAGGAGGAACUAUCCGCGAAUCCCACAGUGAAAGAGGCCUGCAAUCGCCUGGCCAUUUCGCCCCUCUGCCUUCGGGUCCUUUACGGGACAUGGGGAUACGAGCCUCAAGCUCCCGAUCGCAACGCAGUUGGCAUCGUCAAUUUCCUCGGCGAGGUGGCCAACCGGUCAGACAUCGCUCUCUAUCUAGAUCGAUAUCGUCCGGACGCGGCCGCAGCACAUGCCGAAACUUCCUUCGCAGUGGAGAUCGUCAACGGUGGGGAUGACCAACAAACGCCCAAUACCCAAGAGCAGAUGAAAGCGAAGAAAGGUUACGAAGGUGCGUUAGAUGCCCAAACUGUCCUAGGGAUCAGCUGGCCCACAUCCCUGAUUACAUAUAAUGUCGGGGGCGACCCCCCUUUCCACCCACUCAAAGUCCACGCCGAGAACACCAAUGAACCCUACCUCACGUGGCUGCGGUACAUGCGGACAGUGGAGCAUCUGCCAUCCGUCAUCUCUAUCUCCUACGCCGAGGAUGAGAAGACCGUCCCGCCUGAGUACGCUCGGCGGGUGUGUGCGGAAUUCGCCCAACUAGGCGCGCGAGGGGUGUCCAUUCUGGUCGCCAGUGGCGAUUAUGGAGUUGGACGCAACAAGCAAUGUCUCGACAUCGACGAGAAGAACAGACGCUUUAUGCCUAGCUUUCCUGCUAGCUGCCCUUAUGUCACGGCUGUGGGAGCCACGCGGUUCCUCGAACCGGAAAUGGUGGCUUUCGAUGCUCGGAGCAGUUACGCGAGUGGCGGUGGUUUCAGCGACGUGUUUGCUCGGCCAAAUUACCAGCAGGUCGCUGUGGACACAUAUCUGCAACAGUUAGAUCGCCGGGGGCAACAAGCAGGUGAGGGGAAUUUUGAUUAUACAGGCUUGUUCAAUCGUCACGGGAGGGCAUACCCCGAUAUCGCAGCCAUGGGGUACCAUUUCUCCGUCAUGUGGAAUGGCACUGCCCACCUCCAGGACGGGACAAGCGCGUCAACGCCCACCGUCGCGUCCAUCAUCGGUCUGGUCAACGAUGCAUUGGUUGAUGCGCACCGAUCACCGCUAGGAUUCCUGAAUCCUUGGCUCUACUCUUCGGGAUAUGAGGGAUUCAGGGAUGUUAGUCAUGGAUCAAAUCUUGGGUGUAAUACCUCGGGAUUUCCGGCUACAAAAGGGUGGGAUCCUGCUACGAGACUAGGAACACCGUUCCCAACAAUGACGAGCUCCUACGACGAAGAACAACAACCUGGGUCCGAAGAUGUCAUCAACCCCAUGUUCUCUGAAGAAGCAGAAGAACCUGCACCAUGGACCGACAAGUUUGCUCCUUUCCCCGAAAUGCUGGAUCACAGUAAGGAAACUAGAACAGCCCUCGUGACAUUCCGUGCGGUCCUCAUUGGAGCAAUUUGUGGGAUCCUAGUCAACGGAUCAAAUAUUUAUCUAGGACUGAAAACUGGAUGGACCUCAUCAGGAAUCUCCUUGGGCAUAUUGCAGUCCGUUGUGGGUUUCACCGUCCUGAAAAGAUGGCAAACCCACAAUCACCCGUUCGGUCCGCACGAGAAUAACAUUGUCCAAACUAUCGCAACUUCCUUGGCGGGUAUGUCAAAUGUGUUCAUAUCGGCUAUCCCAGUGACGUAUCAAUUGGGCUUGCUGAGUACUCCGUCGAAGGAUUUCGUGCGCAAUGUGCUGUUAACCGCCGCCGGGGGAUAUUUUGGGUUGUUGUCGGUUGCCCCUUUGAGAAAAUUCUUUAUUGAAAAGAAAUCGGCGCGAGAUCUCAACCUAAUCUUCCCAUCCUCGACUGUGACGGCGCUGACAAUCCGGAACAUGCAUUCCGCAACUGACCAUGCAGCUACAGCCGUACAACAGAUGAGAGUGACUCUGUGGGCAUUUUGUGGUGCAGCGGGGUUGAGAGAUCUGUUCGCCGUUAGCUGUAGGGUUGGUAUGGCUGGCUACAUGCAAUGGGACUAUUUGCAAACCUUGCAAUUGCGGCGGAAAGCUGGGGCUGGUUCUGGAAUGGACUCCUGCUAUGAUCGGAUCUGGCUCGGUUCUGGCAUGGUGAGCCCGAUCUUCGAUAUUAAAUACUCCGUUGCCAUUGUCUCAUGUCUUUAUAGGGCAAUCACCGGGCCAUAUAUUGUGUCGCAAGAGAUGGCAUUUGGCUCACCCGUCUCAUCAGAACCGUACUGGUCCGGCUUGAUGUCCUACACCUCUAUGUCGUCUCAAUAUGCAAACUCGGAACACCCCAGCCCACGAUAUUGGCUGCUCUGGCCAGGAGUGACAUGUAUGCUGACAGUAGCAUUGACCGAAUUGCUAUGUCAGUGGUGUACUAUGUUCCAAAGGAGUCAUGUUUCUAUGUUGCGGCUGCUGAAGCGUAUCUGGAGCCGCAAAUUUUACGUUCCUGUACCAAGUGAGGAGGGCAAGGACGACGAAAAAAACCCCGACCAAAUUGCUAGCUGGAUGUGGGCACCUGGGCUUCUGGUUGCAGUCGUGAUCACCAUCAUGAGCAUGCAACUCGCAUUUGACAUCUCGCCGAUAAGAACCAUUAUCGUGCUGGGGUUAGCGUUUUUCCUCUCUCUUGUUGCCAUACAGGCGACUGGUGCCACCGAUACCACACCUUUAACCGCAGUCGCAACUGUUUCGCAAAUUGUCCUCAGUGCGACCCACGGUGCCGUCAGCGGUGAUGUGUCUCUCUACCAACGACCGAAUCUACUAGGUGGUGCAUUAGCCAACAUCGGUGCCAACCAAGCCUGUGACCUAAUGGGUGACUUUCGCGUGGGCUAUCUUCUGCAAACCCCACCACGGCUCCAAUACAUUGCUCAACUCAUCGGAACACUAUUCGCCACAAUUGUCGCGCCGGUCAUCUUCAAACUCUUCACUACCGCUUACCCAUGUAUCAUUGCCGAGGGCGCAAAUGGUAACAGUACCGAUGCUGCCGCCGCUCAAGGCCGCCGCUGUGAAUUCAGCGGACCCUCCAUCGCGACAUGGCGCGUGGUGGCUGUCGCAACAACCUCUGGGGCCUCUGGGCAGUCGGCCAUUCCAGAAGCGAGCGGGCGAUUCGCUGUGCUGUUCGCAGCCGUCGGCGUGAUGAUUGUGUUACUGCGGAAUAUGCUAAGGACUUUCCCAGCUAAGGUAUAUUUGCCUAACAUGAUGAUCAUGGGGUUGGCUUUUACGAUGCCUUCGCCGCCGUAUGGAAUUGCGAUGUUGAUGGGGGCACUGGGGGCACGCAUGUGGAAGUGGAGGGAGGAGAGGACGUUUGAGACGUAUUCAUCAUCAGUGGCAGCGGGGUUAGUGGCUGGGGAGGGGAUUGGGGGUAUAGUGAAUGGAGUUCUGACGAUUGCGGUGGGCUGGGGAGGAGAUGGCUGGGGUACUGGUUUGGGAUGUCCCAGUGGACGGUGUUAG
Molecule: messenger RNA, 4050 nt
Organism: Penicillium psychrosexuale
Lineage: Eukaryota; Fungi; Ascomycota; Eurotiomycetes; Eurotiales; Aspergillaceae
Exons: 10
Coding region: 1-4050 (1349 amino acids)
Biological process (GO): proteolysis
Molecular function (GO): serine-type endopeptidase activity; oligopeptide transmembrane transporter activity; tripeptidyl-peptidase activity
Source: RefSeq, a predicted model, not a curated record